AUGAAACUGCUUUCAACUAUUGCCACUGUUGGCGCAGCAUUGCUCGCCGUCACCCCAGCGGCUUCCAUCCCCCUCCAGUCGCGGGCGGAAUGGGACCUGGGUGCGUUUCUUCAGAACUACGCCAAGAUACCAACAGCAGACCAGAAGUCCCGUAUACAAGAUCUCUACACAAAGGCGCAGAAGAUCGAGCCGUACAUUUUCCCGUGGCCGGAUAUCAUCGUACAGUCGCAGUUGGCCGGUGACACAUGGGGGCCAGAAAUCCUCGCCGAGCUGCAGAAGGAUAAGGCACAGUUCCACGAGCUCGGGGCAUACAUGGCUCCGGAGGUCCACUGGCUGCAGUCCAAAGGCGCAUCGGCCGACAAACUCUACGCUUCGAAUCUCAAGGAUGGGAUAUUCCAACUGAGCCACGACUUCUUCAAGAAGGGAGAAGAGAGCACGAGCCCCCCGCUCGACACCAGAGAUCACUUUCUCGCCCCGUUCGACAUCCUGGACUAUAGCGAAGGCGAAAAGGGGGCUUCCGGGAACACGGUUGUCUAUCUCAACAACGUCCUGCAUUUUCUCACCGACCAGGAUAACCCAGACGCAAGCCUUGCUGUGCAGAAAAAGGCAGCGAGCCAGUGCCUCAAGCUCCUGCGUCCAGACGCAGGUCGGACUGUCUACAUAUACAUUCGCGACAGCGCCUUGUACCGCCCAGAGGUACUGGAGGGCGCUGGAGCGCAGUACGUGCACAGUCCCGACUCCAUGAAGGCAUUGUGGAAUGGUAUGAAGGACGACGACUACUGGAAGCACGAGAUCAAGGAAAUCAAGGUCAGCACACGGAAAAGUGACAUAGAUUAUCAAGCAUCCAAAGCGGCGUGGAAACAAGGUGGUGGCCAGCCCUUCCUGAUGUGGACUAGAGUCGCGGUCUUGUUCUGA
This is a messenger RNA of Anthostomella pinea, 915 nucleotides long. NCBI's taxonomy places the organism in Eukaryota, Fungi, Ascomycota, Sordariomycetes, Xylariales, Xylariaceae. The record is from the annotation of a GenBank genome assembly.